Messenger RNA from Bactrocera latifrons, 2060 nucleotides. RefSeq lists its product as uncharacterized. Gene Ontology annotation, cellular component: membrane; endoplasmic reticulum. Lineage: Eukaryota; Metazoa; Arthropoda; Insecta; Diptera; Tephritidae. The transcript is spliced from 6 exons. Gene Ontology annotation, molecular function: protein-macromolecule adaptor activity. The record is from RefSeq and is a predicted model, not a curated record. The coding region runs from base 936 to 1421 and encodes 161 amino acids.
CAACAAAGUUAAAUACUAUUCAGCAUUUCUAACCAAAGCUCGUCAAAUUUACGGUAUAUUGCAUAUAUUCUCAGGGAAUACCCAUAAUUUUAUAAACAACACAGUGCGCAAGUCCAUCACAAGUGCCGGCGCAAAAAAAAACGAAAGAAUACUAAGCAGCCAGCAAACAAUCAGCAUUCUGCAUGGUACAUUGGCAUCUGUAGAGAAUGCAGUCAGACAGUUAAACUUUUCUCUUCGACGUAUAUAAACAAAUUUCGAGAGCGUGGAAAAGCCGGAAAACCAAAUACGCAGACAAUUCAAUAAAAAAAUACAAGCAAACAGUUCAGCAAGUUAGCCUGGGAAACACAUCUAAAAUUAACAUAAACAUUCAAAAUAAAAGAAAACAAUUAAAGCAAGAAAAUCUACAUAUUUUGAAUGCACGCGUUACUUGGCAAGUGCAACCACAGUUUGCUUAAGCAUACUUAUUAAGAAGACGUGAAAAGAAACAAACGUAAAAGUAAAAGUUGAUAUUGAUGCAAAGGCGUCUAUAAAUCUUAAAUGGCUUUGACUGUUUGUGUGGUUGCGCAUUGUUAUCGGGAUGGAUCAGCGUUUUAUGGAUUUUUCUACGCUUGCGAUGGAGCAGAAAAACGGAUAUGUCACGCGAUUUAUUGGCGGAUGUGUACCUGUAGCAUAAAUAUCACUUGCUACCUUUUCCAUUCGCUAGCAAAUUGCAAAAGGGUUCAUUUUAUUGAUUUUAUUUGCCAUUUGAAGCUAUUUAUUGCUUCAAGCACUUAAUGUGUGUAUGCGUGUGUGAUUUGUUGUGCAGCCUGCAUGUGUAUUAAUUAUUUCCGCCGCAUAUUACGCAAGAAUAUUUGGUUAAAUAAUUCCUAAACCUAAAUAAAUAUUUUACAUUGUGGUGAGGUAAAAAAGUCGCCAAAACGCCGUACCAAACGAAAAUGGAGCGCAAAUUGCUAUACGCCUUUCGGGGCUGGAUAGCAUUUGUUGCUUUUAUGGAUUUGGGAACAGCAUUUCGUAGUUAUAUAGAGAGACGGAGCUUUCUUGGGGAUCAUACGGAUACUCAAUUUAUCGAAGGAGAUUAUACAAUAUCCCGCAUAAUUGGCAUGUAUUGUUUGCUUAAAGCAAUUGCAUUAGUUCAUUGCACGCUCUACAUUCACUAUAGACCAGUUGUUAGCAUGGGUGGCUGCUCAUUGGCUUUAACCAUGGUUCUUUAUGCUUCCGAAGCUUUAUACUUUCGUUCGAGUACGUUGAACUUUUAUGUGAUCUUCCCCUGCGUUCUAAAUUCAAUUACAUUAAUUGGACUCAUUUACAUACCCAAACGUUUACGCUUGUGGGAGCCCAGCUCAGAUAUGGACGAUGAAAACUCGCAAUUACUAAAGCAAAUGACUGGUUUCAAACGACGGCGCACGAAAAAACAAAUAUAAAAUUUGGAAAAAAAUUAAAGAACAAAUAUAUUAUAGUGAUAUUUUCAUGAAUACAAAACAUUUAGAAGCACUUUAAUGGAAUUUUUUCAAAUAUGAUUAUCAGUAUAAAACAGGAAAACAUAUUAAAAAUUACAUUACAGUAUUAGUUUGAACAAUUAAAAUCUUGCAUGAUUUUAAGAGCAGCAACUAUUCAAGAUUUAUUUACAUGUAUGUAAAUAUAUUAAUCACUUAAUAUUGUGUUGGCAAAACAUUUCAAUUUUAUAGUAUUAAGAAACUUGUAAAACUACUGGCAGUACAUGGAACUAAGUAAAAAUUAUCAAUUCAAAUACAAAUAUCAUGUAUGUAUGUACAUAUAUUGUACAACACUUAUUAUCAAAACUUUCCAAUAAAAGAAAAAUCGAAAAAAAAUACAUUUAUGUAACUUGGAUUAAGCACAUCGUCAAUUUAAACAUAAAAUAACAAUACGCACUUUAUAUCACGAUACAUAUGAAAAAAUACACCUUAGAAACCGUAUUUAACUUUGGCUAAAUUAAACUAUUAAAGCAUGCGGCAACAUAAAAAAGCAUAGUCAGAUAUAUAGCCAUUUUAAAUUAGAACAUCUUUAAGAUGAUAAAGCAAUAAUAGAAUAAGCCUGUAGUU